Pygocentrus nattereri (red-bellied piranha) is the source of this 2840-nucleotide messenger RNA. It is a transcript of the gene itpkcb, whose product is annotated as inositol-trisphosphate 3-kinase Cb. Gene Ontology annotation, cellular component: nucleus; cytoplasm. Lineage: Eukaryota; Metazoa; Chordata; Actinopteri; Characiformes; Serrasalmidae. The record is from RefSeq and is a predicted model, not a curated record. The transcript is spliced from 7 exons. Gene Ontology annotation, biological process: inositol phosphate biosynthetic process. Gene Ontology annotation, molecular function: inositol-1,4,5-trisphosphate 3-kinase activity; inositol tetrakisphosphate kinase activity. The coding region runs from base 1 to 1776 and encodes 591 amino acids.
AUGGGUCAAAUCCUCCGCGCUUGGUUUCAGUGCGCCGUCAGCGCGAGAGGAAGAGCGCGAGUCGGCGGCGGAGAGGAGCGGUCAGAGCGGACUCUGAUGAAAACCAAACAGCAGUCCUCCAGACUCCGAGGGUUCCGGCGCGUGGCGGAGAAGAAUGUGCUCGGGGGCUGCGGGGAGGUGAACGGUCGGAGAAAGCUGUUCGCGAGGCGGGAAGACACGGACGGUGUGCGCGGUGGCGCCGCCGAGGACGGCCGGGGCUCCGUGGAGGAGCUGCAGAGAGUGGGGAGAGCUCUGAGGCAGGAGGAGCUGGAGCUGCAGAGGGACCAUGAGUGGGGCACCUGGGCCAUGGAGGGACGUAACGUUAACGGCGCGAGGACGGUGGGCAGGAGCAGCGGCGAGCCGGGCUGCCUUUCAGAGGGAGGUGCGCGGCUGAAGAGCUCCUGGCUGGGGAACAGCCUGAGAGUCCCCGCCGCAGACAUGACCAGAAACUCUUCAGAACGCAGACAGGGGAGCCAGGACAGCUGUCCUGAAGAGGAAUACAGUUUGGUGGAUUAUCACAGUUUUCCAGGCACCAUUCCUCAGCUCAUCGUCACCCGGGACUCGAGCCCCAGCCCCAGCCCCACCCAGGCGCUGCAGGAGCCGCGGCCGGGGGACGAGUCGCCGUGCUCGGACAGCGGCUGCGGAGGCUCCCCGGUGCCUUACUUUUCCCUCCGCAAGCUGUCCAGCUCCUCGUCGGCUGGACUUUCGUCCGCCUCAUCGUUCGAAGAGUCCGAAGACGACGUGACCGGAAGUGACGCGGAGUCCGCCGGCCUGUCCCCCUGGAGAAGCGGCCCGUUUGGGAGUCCAGAUGAGUUGGCAGGGGUGAGAUCGUGGAGGAAGUUGAAAAGCAUGGUUCAUUUCUCUCCCUUCGUCGUGUCCUUCAAGAAGCGCUACCCCUGGGUGCAGCUCGCCGGCCACGCAGGUAGUUUCCAGGCAGGGGAGGACGGUAAGCUGUUGAAGCGCUUCUGCGAGUGUGAGCAGCAGUGUCUGCUAAAGCUGAUGGGCGACUCGCUGAAGCCGUUCGUCCCAGGUUACUAUGGCGUUGUGCAGCGAGAUGAACAGGAUUACAACCUGAUGGAUGACCUGCUGGCAGACUUUGACUCUCCAUCCAUCAUGGACUGCAAGAUGGGCAGCAGAACGUAUUUAGAAGAGGAGCUGGUGAAGGCUCGAGAGCGGCCCAAGCUGAGGAAGGAUAUGUAUGAGAAGAUGGUGGCAGUGGACCCUGAUGCUCCGAGUCCAGAGGAACGAGCCCAGCAGGCCGUGCUGAAGCCACGCUACAUGCAGUGGAGAGAGACGCUCAGCUCCACAGCCACGCUGGGCUUCCGCAUUGAGGGCAUCAAGAAAGCAGACGGCACUUGCAACACCAACUUUAAAAAGACGAAGCACAGAGAACAGGUUAUGAAGGCCUUGGAGGACUUUGUGGACGGGAACACACACAUACUGAGGAGCUAUUUACAGAGGCUGGAGGAGCUGCGCAGUGCGCUGGAGACCUCAGAGUUCUUCCGGACACAUGAGGUGGUGGGCAGUUCGCUGCUCUUCGUGCAUGAUUCAUCAGGACAAGCCCGGGUGUGGAUGAUUGACUUCGGGAAGACUGUUCCACUGCCUCUGCACCAAACCCUGGACCACCGCACCCCCUGGAAAGAGGGCAACCGCGAGGAUGGCUACCUGUGGGGCCUGGAUAACCUGAUUGACAUCCUGGCUGCCAUGCUGCCCAACGCUGCCUCGCAGCAAUUCUAGGGGCCCAAGCGCUGCUCCUGCUGUUCUGAAGCCUGGGGUUAAGGAAGGAAUGAGUGAAAUGAGAGAGGGAAGGAGUGAUCAGACUCUCAACGGAGCAAGGAAAUAAAACGGUGAGGGCAGGCUAAGCCAUGCUCAUGGCUCAGAGCUGUGGAGCGACAGAGAGAACCUAAAUAAAACAGAGGCGAGGACAUGCUAGUCGUCACAAAUCGCCGGCCUUGGCAGACGGGUGGUUAGUCAUUCGACUAGAGACCUGCCUCUCUUUCUGACCUGCCUGCAGUCUGAGACACAUAAAGAUACUGAGCAGUAAUGCAGGAUGCAUAUGCAAACAACUAAACACUGCUUUUGGACCAAAACAAAGACAGGAGUUCUUAAGUUGUCCCUCUGAAAGUGACCUUAGCAGACAAAUGGGGGAAAGAAUUUUGAAGCUUUUUAUAUGUAUUCCUUUUUUUUUAACUUAAGAAAUAUAAUAACACUAGAACACUGGAAAGCUUUUUGCAUUUGUGAAUCAUCUAUUGAUAUUUUUAUAGUAAUGUAAAUAGACUAAUUUAAUUUUAUCCCUAAGGGCCCUCUACUUUUCUUUUCUAUAUUUCAUAUCAUUUUUACACUUUUCCUUUACAAGAGUUUGGAUACAUUAUUUUUACCCCUAAAUUAGUUCCAUUAUUAUACUGUUGAAUACUGAAUACCAUGAAGGGAAAUUCCACUGGUUUUUCAAAAUUUCAGUGAGGUGCUUUUACAUGCACCCAAUAAUCCGAUCAUAAUCGGAUUUCUGCAGUUAUCAGAUUAUUCCAAAGGUUAUGUAACCAACAUGCUUCGAUCUAGAAAUUCGAUUAAGAAAUCUGAUAGAGGCUGGAUUUUAGCUCAGUAAUCAGAUUUCUCAGUGCAUGUGAACUCUUACUCUAAUUUCUUUCAGAAUUCUUAGUCUGUGCAUUUGCAGAACAGACUCCUGUACUGAAAAUUAGAAAGCAGCGUUUUGACGAGAUGCAACAAAACACUUUUGGAGUGACGCUGAAACCAAGUACUUGAAUAUUUAAAUCAAACAUAUUUUCAGGUAAAGUGUCGUUUUU